CAGUACGACACAUGGACACUGCAGUUCGACCGACAGACUAGUAAGUUGUAAUCCUGCUUUCUCUCAAGACUCCCGAGAAGAUUAGUAAGUUGUAAGUGCGGUUAAUGUUCUUGAGAUCUUGAGAGGGAAUUGAAAGGAAUGGGCAUGUCUUUCCUCUCCACCGUCCCCUCUAUUGUUCCUGUUGUUCCAGUCCCAUAUGUUACUGCACCUAGAUUUACCACUUAUUCGAGUGGUAUUCGUUGUCAUAAAACUGAAACCCAUGUUAGCGGUGAGGAUGGUUUCGGCAGACGAGAUGUUCUAAGAAGCUUUGGUGCUACGAUUGGCAUGGGAUUAAUAGUAAGCUCGGGUUCCUUCGUUGAUAUGGCUAGUGCAGCUGAUUUGAUACAACUCAGACAGCGCUCGGAAUUUCUUUCAAGUGUUAAGCAGACCAUUUAUAAAGCUAUAAAGGGAAAUCCGGAUGUAAUCCCGUCGAUACUAACAUUGGCGUUGAAUGAUGCUAUGACUUAUGACAAGGCUACAAAAUCUGGUGGCCCAAAUGGAUCCAUACGGUUCAGGUCAGAGAUAAGCAGACCUGAAAAUAAGAGCCUCGCUGCUGCAAUGAGUUUGUUGGAGGAAGCAAAGAAGGAGAUAGAUUCAUAUUCCAAGGGCGGACCCAUUUCCUAUGCAGAUUUAAUUCAAUAUGCAGCCCAAAGCGCUAUUAAGGCUACGUUUCUAGCAUCUGCCAUCCGCAAAUGUGGUGGGAAUGAAGAGAAAGGGAAUUUGUUAUACAGUGCUUAUGGCUCAAAUGGCCAGUGGGGCUUGUUUGAUAAGCAAUUCGGAAGGGCAGAUACACAGCAGCCAGAUCCAGAGGGAAGGAUUCCUCAAUGGGAGAAAGCAAGUGUCCAGGAAAUGAAAGACAAGUUCUCAGCUGUUGGUUUUGGCCCUCGCCAGCUAGCUGUUAUGUCUGCAUUCUUGGGUCCUGAUCAAAUUGCAACAGAGACCUUAUUAGCCACUGAUCCAGAUGUUACUCGAUGGGUUGAGAAAUACCAACGUAGCAGAGAGACUGUUUCUCAGACCGAUUACGAGGUGGAUCUUAUCACCACUCUGACAAAAUUAAGCACAUUGGGCCAGCAAAUAAAUUACGAGGCAUACACAUAUCCUCGACAGAAAAUUGAGUUUAGCAAACUCAAAUUAUAGGAGCUUGCAGCAUGUAGCUUAGCGACUUGGGAAGAAAGAGAAUUCGCACCGUCGUCCUCGGCAAGUAAUGUUUUAGCAAGUUUCACAACUGAAACAAGAAAUGUGUUUCUAUGAACAUUAUUAAAUUCAAAGCUAUGCGUGUUACCAAUCA
Tripterygium wilfordii is the source of this 1327-nucleotide messenger RNA. RefSeq names its product thylakoid lumenal 29 kDa protein, chloroplastic. The coding region runs from base 139 to 1176 and encodes 345 amino acids. The transcript is spliced from 11 exons. Gene Ontology annotation, biological process: cellular response to oxidative stress; response to reactive oxygen species; hydrogen peroxide catabolic process. Gene Ontology annotation, molecular function: heme binding; peroxidase activity. Gene Ontology annotation, cellular component: chloroplast thylakoid membrane. NCBI's taxonomy places the organism in Eukaryota, Viridiplantae, Streptophyta, Magnoliopsida, Celastrales, Celastraceae. The record is from RefSeq and is a predicted model, not a curated record.